AGUACUGAGGCCAGUACUGCCAGUACUAGUAGUCUACUGGGUACUGGGUACCGGUAACAUCCUGACAGCUCACAGCACCCAUUAAAAGCAAGCUUGUGCUGAGGUUACCAUUUUGAUUUGCAGCUUCCUUCUAUCUGCGAGAGAUCAUCAGUGCAAUUAUAAUACGAACCAACGAUGACGAGCUAUCAGUUGGAACGUAACCAUGAACACGAAGUUGAGGAAGAUACUCGUUUCUUGAAUGGGUCCAGCCACAAAGAUUGCAAUCCAAAGCCACGAAGAGCGAGGGAUGGCCAAAAGCAGUUGCAAAAGUCUACUAGUGCUACCCCCGCAAUGAGGGAGCAAUAUCCUUCUCGUGGUAGCUCAGGUGGGGUAGAUUAUCUGAGAGAACCCCGUUAUCGGAAGGAGAAAAAGAUUGAGACGCAGACUGACAUUGGAUACCGUACACAGGAGGGGCAUUAUCCAACAGAGAAGAACCAGCACCGAGAGGACAAAAUUAAGUCUUAUCACUGCCAAGAUCAACGAUUUUCGCUGCUGUCAAGCUACCAAUGGAACGAAUCUCGGGCUUCCCUUUCGUGUGAAAGCACCGCCAGAGACAUGUCCGAGAGUUUUGCAUCGUGCUCGCUCAUGGAAUCUUCCCGGUCACUCCGUGUGAGAGAAUUGGUUGAAAGCAGCGAAGGUCAUGAUAGGGGCGACUAUUUGCCUCGUCACGACGAAGAUUACAACCAUUACCGAGACCAUAAUAACAGUCGCAGAGAUCACGGUUACGUCUCCAGUAGAUAUUAUGAUGAUUAUGCUUUCACGGGAGACAGAAGGCAUCAUAACCCCACCAGACACCAUUAUCAUGAUGGCGGUUACUACAGGAGCACACACUACCAGCAGCAGCAGCAUGUUGUGGAGGAUCAAUCCAUUAGGUACAGGAAUUCUGAAUCCCAUUGGUACUCUCAUGCACCUCAAAAUAAUUAUGGAGGAAGGCAAUGGCGAGAGACACCCCCUCGUGAACCUCACCAUGACUGGCGCCGUCGUGGCCGUCAAAGCGAAGACCACGGGCAUCACUACAGUGAUCGAAGAUUGCAAGAAGACUGGCCUGAUGACGGCCUUCAUUUGGUGGACGUGCCGCUUUGGCGUCGUGGUCCACAGCUGCUACAGUGUCCCAGCCAAGGACCCGAGAGGAAUGACCUCAACGUAGAGUCCGAACAUACCAGCUCUUCACGUUGGUCCGUAAAGUCUGUGGACUCCAAAAGGAAGCUGGGUGUCGAUGUACCGCCACGAAGACCAGGUGCUUAUGCAGUGCAAUAUGAUCCUAAUAGAACCGAUGGUAGUGCCAAGGUGAAAGCAUUUGCUGACGCCAAGAGCACACUCCAGCAGGUUGAAAAGGAGCUACGAUCCGAUCGCCACUCGGCCCAACAGCAACUUCAGCAAGCACAAAAAGAAAGGAGAAAGAGGCUAGAAGGAGCUUCCCCCGAAGAUACACCACUGGUAUUACCAACGAUCCCUGUCCACAGCGACCACGGCAGCCAAGGAAGCAAACGUCAUCUUGAUGUCCCGCCGGGUCCUGAUGAUAAUAUCUUUAUUGAAAUUGGAGCUGGCGUCCGAGCCCGUCUCCGACGCACCCAAGAAACGAUGGAUGCCAUUGCACAGGACUAUUACGUUCCCGCUGCCUGCUAUGCCUGCACCAGCGAUCUCUUUUGCAUUGCGGAUGUCAAGUACCUGGUAUGUCCCGCGUGCCACUCCAUCAGCCCUCUGGAAGAAGGUGAGAACAAGCGCAGGCAGAAAGAGUCCAAGGGUCUGUAUGCCCCUGCGGAUGGAGAGGUUAUCCGAAGACGAGGUGUGGGCCUGGGCUUCACGUACGAGACUUUGUUUCAGAUGCAAGCAGAGUUGGUUGCCAAACAGGCAAGAUAGAUAACUAAUCAUAGCGUAUUACAUUACAUCAUGGU
Molecule: messenger RNA, 1934 nt
Organism: Seminavis robusta
Lineage: Eukaryota; Bacillariophyta; Bacillariophyceae; Naviculales; Naviculaceae
Source: the annotation of a GenBank genome assembly